This is a messenger RNA of Chlorocebus sabaeus (green monkey), 2157 nucleotides long. RefSeq names its product purinergic receptor P2Y11 (gene P2RY11). Gene Ontology annotation, cellular component: plasma membrane. Gene Ontology annotation, biological process: calcium-mediated signaling; neuronal signal transduction; G protein-coupled receptor signaling pathway. The record is from RefSeq and is a predicted model, not a curated record. Gene Ontology annotation, molecular function: G protein-coupled ATP receptor activity; neurotransmitter receptor activity. NCBI's taxonomy places the organism in Eukaryota, Metazoa, Chordata, Mammalia, Primates, Cercopithecidae.
ACUGGCCAGGGGUCCACAUCGGCGUUUGGGAUGGGGGAUCCUGGAGCCCUGCAAAGCAACCCAGAGUCGCCUGGGCAGGUGACCCCGGGAGUCCCUCCCACCUGGUUUCUUCCUGGAAGCUGGGUCUCUCCCCUACCCCGCGUGGGGUUGGUUUCAUUGGUGGCAGCAGUGGUCAUGAGGCCCCUCCCCACAGUCCCACCGAGAGCCCUGCAAGCAGACAGGUCACGCUUUCAGCAGAUGAGCUUGAACCUCAAGAGGGCUGUGCACAAUGAGGAAGGAAACGUGGGUGGAAAGGCACCCUGGCCUGCUCUGCUGGCUGGGCCAGGAACUGGGGGUGGGGCUGGGGCAGGGGCAGGGCCCGCUAAGCCACCAGUGACGGGGAGGAGCUGCGGAACUGGGUGGCGGACACAGGCUGAGGCUCGGCACGGGAGCAUGGCAGCCAACGUCUCAGAUGCCAAGUCCUGCCCUGCCAACUUCUUGGCAGCUGCCGACCACAUCCUCAGUGGGUUCCAGGAAGACUUCCUGUGGCCCAUACUGGUGGUUCAGUUCCUGGUGGCCUUGGCCAGCAAUGGCCUGGCCUUGUACCGCUUCAGCACCCGGGAGCAGCGCCCAUGGUACCCCGCCGUGGUCUUCUCAGUCCAGCUGGCAGUCAGUGACCUGCUCUGCGCCCUGACGCUGCCCCCGCUGGCGGCCUACCUCUAUCCCCCCAAGCACUGGCGCUACGGGGAGGCCGCAUGCCGCCUGGAGCGCUUCCUCUUCACCUGCAACCUGCUGGGCAGCGUCAUCUUCAUCACCUGCAUCAGCCUCACCCGCUACCUGGGCAUCGUGCACCCCUUCUUCACCCGCAGCCACCUGCGGCCCAAGCACGCCUGGGCCGUGAGCGCCGCCGGCUGGGUCCUGGCCGCCCUGCUGGCCAUGCCCACACUCAGCUUCUCCCACCUGAAGAGGCCACAGCAGGGGGUAGGCAACUGCAGCGUGGCCAGGCCCGAGGCCUGCAUCAAGUGUCUGGGGACAGCAGGUCACAGGCUGGAGGCCUACAGAGCAUACAGCCUGGUGCUGGCGGGGCUGGGCUGCGGCCUGCCGCUGCUGCUCACACUGGCAGCCUAUGGUGCCCUCGGGCGGGCUGUGCUACGCAGCCCGAGCAUGACUGUGGCCGAGAAGCUGCGCGUGGCGGCGCUGGUGGCCAGUGGCGUGGCCCUCUACGCCAGCUCCUACGUGCCCUACCACGUCAUGCGAGUGCUCAACGUGGAUGCUCGGCGGCGCUGGAGCACCCGCUGCCCGAGCUUUGCAGACGUGGCCCAGGCCACAGCAGCCCUGGAGCUGGGACCCUACGUGGGCUACCAGGUGAUGCGGGGCCUCAUGCCCCUGGCCUUCUGUGUCCACCCGCUGCUCUACAUGGCCGCGGUGCCCAGCCUGGGUUGCUGCUGCCGACACUGCCCUGGCUACAAGGACAGCUGGAACCCAGAGGACGCCAAGAACUCUGGCCAAGCCCUGCCCCUCAAUGCCACAGCCGCCCCUAAACCGUCGGAGCCCCAGUCCCAUGAGGUGAGCCCGUGACGUAGCCUAGCUGAAGCCGCCGCCUGACCCCAGCCCCAACAUGCCCCUUCCCCCAGCCCAGGCAGGAGCAGUUGCCUUUCCCACCCAACAGCGCUGGCCACAGGGCUCCCUGCAGCGUCAGGGACCACACCAUGCCCAGGGGAGGGGAGGCGCUGGCCCCCGCCACAGAACUGGAGACACGAGAACAAACAGGACUGGGCAGAGAGUGGAGCUUUUUUAUUGACCUUGGAGCCCGCUCUCUCAGAGGCUGCCUUCUGUCGCCGAGGGUCCUGGGCCGAGCACGCGGUGGCAGCUGCUUAGUUAGUGGACGGCCUGGGGUAGGGGAGGGUGGCAGGGUAUGAGACCUCCAGGGGUGCCCCAAGACCCCAGACACCCAAAUGGUGCCUUGCGGUGGGCUAGGGGCAGAGAAGGACGGGGUAAUGGGAGGACAAAGCGGGCACCGAGCCAGCUGGCCAGCCUCAAGGCCUGGCCCACGGACUGGCAGGGACCCCAGGCACAAGAGCUGCCACCCCUCUGCUGCCACCCCUCUGCCCCUCUGCCAGGUUUUGGAAAAAGACAAUAAAGGACUAUCCCCUCAAAACCAGCUGGGGGACUGUUAAA